CUUAUUUUAUUGACAGUAGCGGAUCAGAAUUCGUAGAGUAAACAUACAAAAAGAAACGCAAGAAUAAACAAAAAGCCCUUUCGAAAGCCAUUUAAAAAGCAAAUAAUUUUUUUGUGAAUACUUUUUUAAAUUCGACCGAAAAACAAAACGGAUAAUAAACCAAUAAAUAUAUUCUGAUACACAAAUACACCCACCAACCGAGUUAUUAAAUCAAACAAAACCAUAAGGAUUACAGUGAAAAAGACUCUAUAAACACAAGAGAAUCUAAUGAGAAAAAUAAACAAAUAACCACGUAAAUAAUUGAACGAAUAUUGAUUGCCAAGUGCAAAUAUUAAACGACAACGAUCAACCACAAAAAUAAGUGCUAAUAAUUUGUGCCAUAGUUUGACAUUUUGCGCCCAUACAAACAAGUUUAAAAAUUCAAUUUCAACCUAAUUGAGUCUUCAUAUUAACAAUCGCAACAAGAUGUUUGCUGUAAAUGGAAAGUUUUUCUUGGCCUUUGCCAUGCUUAUGCUGUCGUUGAAAUUGUCGUGGGCUCAGAUGUUUGGCGAUAGUGAGGUACCUGCGGUUUUGAGCUACAACUCGCCCCUUCGCCAGCCCGAUAGCCUGAGAUCUCGUCCCUAUUUCGAUUUCCUCAGCACUUUGUAUAGACACGAUACCGAAAAGUCCAGUCUCUUCCAACCCUACCUAAAUCGUUCGAAACGCGAAGCUGUUGCUGCACCACCAGCUCCAGCCGUCCCCAGCGAUCGCAGCCGUAGAGCCAUAGUUUUCCGCCCUCUGUUCGUCUACAAGCAGCAGGAGAUCAGAAAGCAACAAUUGCGGGAAGAACGUAACCGUCGUCGUGUUUAAGCCAUCUAGCUAGUCAGUAAAUUUUGUUUCCAAGAACUAAUUCAUAAGAGCUUCUCAGAUUUAAACAGCAUCAACAUGUGUGACUAUAGUAGUCAAAAUUUAAAGAAAAAAAUAACGACAAAAUGUAUUUCGGCGUUGCCUUUUUGUGGCCUAUCUGGAGAGUACUGAAAGUGUCCUGACAUGACAUGCCAUUAUGAGGAAUACAUUUAAAUCGCAUAUGCUCCAGCAUUUAUUUUUAAUUUUUUUUUUCGUUAUAAAAUGCCAUGCUAAGAUCCACUGAUUAGUUCCGAAUUUUGUAAAAAAAAAACGAUUAUUUUAUUAUACGCACUUGUCCUCUCACUUUCAUUAUCGUUACGAAACAAGCACCAUUUUUUAUUUAAUUUUACACAAAAUGAAUACCUUGAAUUUUAGUUAUAAGAAAAAUUAUUUCCCUCUUUUUUGUUUUUACGAAAUUUUUAUUGUUGUUUUUUAUAAAACUAUUUUUAAUAAAAAAAAAUCAAAAGUGUUAAAAA
Stomoxys calcitrans (stable fly) is the source of this 1361-nucleotide messenger RNA. RefSeq lists its product as uncharacterized. The record is from RefSeq and is a predicted model, not a curated record. The transcript has 2 exons. The coding region runs from base 466 to 849 and encodes 127 amino acids. Lineage: Eukaryota; Metazoa; Arthropoda; Insecta; Diptera; Muscidae.